Messenger RNA from Hippopotamus amphibius kiboko, 6147 nucleotides. RefSeq names its product coiled-coil domain containing 141 (gene CCDC141). The transcript is spliced from 24 exons. Bases 1 to 4590 code for a protein of 1529 amino acids. Lineage: Eukaryota; Metazoa; Chordata; Mammalia; Artiodactyla; Hippopotamidae. The record is from RefSeq and is a predicted model, not a curated record. Gene Ontology annotation, molecular function: protein binding.
AUGUCCAGCCAAGGAAGUCCUGGUGUGGAGUUUUCUACGACAACAGUCAGUUCAGUAGCUGUGCAGGCUGGGGACUCCAGAAUCGUUAUAGCUGUCAUAAAGUGUGGCAAAUGGGUACAACUUCAAUUGGCUGAAUCACAGCCCAAUCUUCUAGAAAUUGGAAGCAAUCAAGAUGAAACCAAAAAACUUCUUCAUGAUCAUGAACUUCUUUUGGCCAAGCUCAAGGCUUUGGAAGACCGAGUAUGGGAACUCCUGCAGGAAGCAGACAAGACGGCUGAAGAGAACAAGGAUCAGAGCCAGGUCUAUGAUGCCAUGGCCAAAACCCUGGGCGAAGCAUGGGCAGCCCUGGUAUCCAUGCUUGAGAGGAGGAGGGAGCUUCUCAGAUUGACCUCUGAAUUUUUUGAAAAUGCCUUGGAGUUUGCCAUUAAAAUAGACCAAGCGGAAGAUUUCCUCCAGAAUACUCAGGAGUUUGAGAGUGCCGAGUCCUUGAAAUCACUCCUUCAACUUCAUGAACAUCAUACGAAAGAACUCUUAGAACGAUCUCUAGCCCUUUUAAACAAAAGUCAACAACUCACUGACUUCAUAGAAAAAGUCAAGUGUGAUGGACCUAAUAUAAAUCCCGAGAUGAUUCAGGGAGCUCAAAACAGCUGCCUGAAAAUCGACAGUCUUCUUGAACUUCUCCAAGAUAGGAGACGGCAACUAGACAAGUACCUGAAGCAACAGCAGCAGGAAUUGAGUCAGGUUCUGCAGAUAUGUCAGUGGGACCAACAAGAAAGUCAGGUUACUGGUUGGUUUCAGAAAACCAUAAGAGAUUUACAAGAACAGAGCCUAGGUUCAUCCCUUUCAGAGAAUGAGGAGCUAAUUCGUAAGCAUGAGCAGCUGAUAAUAAAAGCAAAGGAAUGGAAUUCCGCGGUGGAGAAGCUGAAGAGUGAGGCACUGGGGAUUCUGCUCUGCAAGGAGUAUGUGGAGAAAGAACACCUACAGCUCUCUAACCAGAAACUGAAUCGGCUUCGAGAGGAAUUUGGUCAGCUCAUGGUGGAAAGGAAAACCUGGUUAAAAAAGGCAAAUGAUUUUUUUAACAGCGCGAACAAGGCAUUUGAUGUACUUGGAAGAGUUGAAGCUUACCUUAAGCUCCUUAAAUCAGAGGGUUUAAGUCUGCCUGUCUUGGCGGCGAGGCACGAGGAAUUACACAGAGAGAUUAAAGACUGCACAGCUGAUGCUUUGCAAAAGGGACAAGCCUUAAUCAACCAGCUAGCCUCCUGCAGCUCUCAAGGAACUGGUGUCCAUGAGAUGAUGGGAUGCAUCAGAAGGCGAGCAGAUCAUCUGACCGAACAGUGUUCAGCGCACAAGGAACUAGCUCUUAAGAGACAACAAUUAACAGCCUCAGUGGAGGGUUAUUUAAGAAAGGUGGAAAUGUCCAUUCAGAAAAUCAGCCCAGUGCUUUCCAAUGCAGUGGAUGUCGGUUCCGGCCUUUCUGAAUCAGAUAAGAUUUUGGAUAAAUAUCUGGAACUAGAUAAACAAGCUAAGGAGACAUCACAUGAAUUAGAAGCAGCUGCAAAACUCUUGACGGAGAAAAAUGAUUUUGAACCUGAUGAAGUGGCAUUGCUUUCUUUUAAAGCUAAGUGGCUAGAAGAAGAAUUAAACAUACUUGGCCAAAGCAUCAGCUCCAGGUCACAAGUCCUGCAAACUUACGUGGCAUUUCUAAAGUCAUCAAAGGAGAUAGAGGAGCAGUGUCAGGGUCUAAAGGAGUUUUACCAAACUGAUAUCCUCCGAAAGGAAGAGGAUGACGCUGAAGCCAAGCAUCGCUCUGACUCAGUGGAGAAGCAGUGGCAGCUAUUUUUAAAGAGGAGUUUCUUAGCUCAAGAACUCGGGCUCAAGUUCCUUAAUUUAAUAAAUAUGGCAAAAGCCAAUGAAAUAUUAAGUGUGAAAAAUGAAGUAUACAUUAUGGAGAACACCAUGGAAAGCCAGAAGGCAGAAAGGGAAGAACUCAGCCGCCUUCGGAUGGCCUGGCAACUUAAAGCCGCUGCAAGGAAGCCCGUGAAACAGCAGUGGGGAGCAUUCAAAGAGCAACUUAGAAAGACUACUCACAACUUAAAACUUCUCCAGGAAGCACUUAUGCCUGUGUCUACACUUGACCUUGGAGGGAGUCUCCAGACCAUUUUAGGUCUACGGAAAAAAUGGAAUGAAAUGAAGCCUCAGUUCCAGCAACUGAAUGAUGAGGUUCAGUACAUUAUAAAAGAGUCAGAAGAAUUAAGAGGCAAAGGAGCCCCUGUAAAAGAGAAGUCUCAGCAGCUGAAGGACCUUAUUCACCUCCAUCAGAAUCAGAAAGAGAGAAUCCGAGAUUACGAGGAGAUCCUGUAUCAGACUGUCCAGUUCCACCAAGUCAGAGAAGAGCUGGGACGACUCUUCAGAUACAGAGAGCUGGAGCUGCUAGAGCAGCCGAAGGGAAUGGAUGACGCUCACGACGCCCAGAUUCUCCUCAGUCGCUCUCGGGAGCAGCAGGCACACAUAGACCGUCUCCAUAAACUGGCUCUUUCCUUGGGGGUGGACAUCAUCUCAUCAGUGCAGCGGCCUAACUGCUCCAAUGUUUCUGCAAAGAACCUGCAGCAGCAGCUGGACAUCCUUGAGGGGGACAGUCUGAACUGGUGUGCCCAGGCAGAGGACCACCAGCGGAUCCUGACCCGCAGCUUGGACUUCUGCACCACAAGGGACGAGAUAGGCGAGCUCAAAGAGUCAUUCAAAGAAAUCAAAAAGAAAUUCAACAAUUUGAAGUUUAAUUACACUAAGAAAAAUGAAAAAGCUAGAAAUCUGAAAGCUCUCAAAUAUCAAAUUCAACAAGUGGAUAUGUAUGCUGAAAAAUUACAGGCUUUGAAAAGGAAAAUGGGAAAAGUUGAGAAUAAAACUUUUUUCUUAAAUAAUCCAAAUAAUAAAGUGAAUGUCCUUUUGGAAGCCAUGAGGGAUUUGCAGAAAGAUGUGGACGAGUUUGACAAAGUUGUGACAGAUUACAGGAGGAAUUUGGGCCUGACCGAGCAUCUCCAGGAGUUGAUAGAAGAGUGCCACUUUUGGUGUGAUGAUGCAAGUGCCACAGUUGUAAGAGUUGGAAAAUAUUCCACCGAGUGCAAGACCAAGGAAGCUGUGGAGAUUCUCCACCAGCAGUUCCAAAAGUUUAUCACACCCUCAGUGCCUCAGCAAGAAGAAAGGAUUCGGGAGAUCAGUGACCUGGCUCAGCGCUUGUACGGUUUUGAAGAAGGGCAGAAAUAUGCUGAGAAAAUAGUGGCCAAACACAAAGAGGUUCUUGAAUCUGUAACUGAAUUAUGUAGCUCUCUCACAGAGCUUGAAGAAAAGCUGAAGCAGGGAGACAUUUUAAAGAUGAAUCUGAAUUUGGAAGACUUCCAGGAUGAUUGCAUUGACCUACUGAAAGAACCAGCAAGAAGUAAGCAGACAAUAUACAAUAAAGGAAGGAAUAAGGAGCAGGGCAAGCCAGCAGACAUCUUGGCGGUCAGUGGAGCAGGAGAGGGUCAGCUUGCACGAGAGGUGAAGCAGCUGGUCCCCGGCAAAGAGGGCGCUGUCCAAGACCUGCUCCUGCCCGUGGAUGUGCUUUCGGGAGAAGAAUAUGAGUGUGUCUCACCGGACGACGUCUCCCUGCCUCCGCUCCCGGGAAGCCCCGAUUCCCUCCUCGCUCCGUCCGACGUGGAGCUGGAGGCGCGUGCCAGCCCGUCCCUCGGCCAUCACCUAAGUGGCCACGGGACGCAGACGGGGGCCAGCGGUUCAGGGGAGGCCCCGGAAUCUGGCCUUCCGUCAGCUGCUGCUUUUGCUGAUGCUUGCAAUGAUAAGAGAGAAACAUUUUCAAGUCACUUUGAGAAGCCUUCCCCCCAGUUCCAAGCUGAGCCCUCAUUAACAUCCCGAGGAUUUCUGGAAAAGAAUACUGCCUUCCACAAAAUCUGUGCUAAACCUCCAGAGCGCAUGCGCAGUGAAGUGCAUGCGAGAGCUUUACAACAGCACCCCCAGGCUCAGGGAAGUUUGCUAGAAACACCGGAGAAAAUGCAUGCUGGUAAUAACGUCACUAAAACCCGAAAUAGGUUGCAUGCUUCCCAGGAUGCGUUCUCGGGCCUCGGGUUUCAGCCAGGCCCCAGCCAGGCCUCUGAGAGGCGAAUGGUUCCCCGAGAAGAGAUUAAAAGUACAUCAGCAAAGAACAGCGUGGUCAGCCUAGCUGGCCAGGCCCCUAAUUUCUCCAGGCUCCUGUCUAAUGUAACUGUCAUGGAAGGUUCUCCAGUGACUUUGGAAGUUGAAGUAACAGGAUUUCCAGAACCUACACUGACAUGGUACAAGAAGGGCCAGAAAUUGUCUGCAGAUGGGCACUUGCAGGUUUUACACAAGGAGACAAGACAUUCAGUUUUCAUUCCGAAGGUAUGCGAUGCAGAUGCAGGCCUCUAUGUGGCUCAGGCCCAAAACUCUAGUGGCGUUCUCUCUUCCACUGUCAUCCUCCACGUGACAGGUAACUGCAGGCCGCCCAUCACAAGAAUAAACUGGAUCCUGCUGUGUGUCAUCUACGUUAGCGUGUCCCUAAUGUACUGGCUACUCACAUGGUAACUGCGGGGCUGGCACCGAUGGGCAUCAUUGUUAUGAGCCUAAAGGACAAUACAGCUGUUUAUUUUCCUGAAUCUCCCACAAAGCAUCCCCCACCAAGUGUACCUCCAGUCUGCUUUUUUGGCUAAUACCGCUGCUCGGUAAAAUAAUCAGAUUUUCUUUAGUGCUUUAAUGUAUUUGAAGAGCUUGGUAAAUCAUUAGCAGUGAAUAAGCAUACAUUUUCGUAUUCUAGAAAGAGAUGUGUUCAAUAUAAAACACAAUCAAAUUAUACUAUGUAUAUUCUCUCCUAAUUUAAGAGCAUGAAGAUUAAGGCUCACAUCAGCAUGCAGAUGUGAGUUUUAUUUCAAAUCCAAUUGGUUGAUAAUCUAUUUUUAAUUGUACUCAUAAACAUCUCUUUGUAGGAUAAGAGUAGAAAUGCUGAACUAAAAUUGUAAUUUUCAUUAUUGUGUAAGAUGUCCUUUAAUUUUGUUUUUCAUGUCUUGAUAUCAUUUAUUGAAAUACAUUCUAUGUAGUUUCAGCAUAGCCUACAUUCCUGAGUCUGAGGAUGGCACUGCAAAUAAUCAUUCCUCCUGUUGAUCUCAUGGGUUUGACUUUGGAGAAUAGAGGCACUGUCAGCCUUAAAUGGAGUUUGAAACUUCCUUCAGCUGUGCGUGUCAUAGAGCAAGAUGGAGCAUAGCUGCAGGGGUGGGCCAACAGUAUUCCUGUCCUUCCGUUGACAUGUUUUGGGCAACCAUGUGUAUACGGCGGCAAUCAGUUCCUCUUGCUUCUAAUCUUGAUUCUGUUGCUGACCAUUUUUACAGCCUGUGGUAAGGCAUCAUAACGCCCCAGUUUCCCAUUUGAAAAAUGGGUUCAUCAGCUACCUCUUGGGCAAUUGACGGUUUUCAUUUCAUGUCUUGUAAAGAUCUGGAAAAUGGAAAGUACUCUAUGAAGGCUAAGGGUAAUUAUAUCGCUUAAUGUAAUUUGUCAUCACACUGCCUCCUGCCCACUAUUUCUCUUUCAGAUAUUAUUUCUUUAGAAUAUCAGAUUCAAGGAGUGGUGUUGGUAUGUGAUUGCCAACUGUUUCCAUGUAGGAAAAUGAUAUUUUCUGAAUUGGAGCUUAAAUUCGUUUCUAAUUUCUUAAGACUGUAUCUUUUUCAAAGGCCUGAAAUUAAACUCAGGGGCAUACCUUUAGAAUGAUCUUGAGGGAGAAAAAGUAUAUAAUAGGAUGACAUAAGAUGAAUUCUAUCCUUUUCUUAUAAUUAUCACUGUAAUAUUGAAGAAUAGUCUAUGCCUUUCUGAAAUAUAUUAUUCAGAAAAGAUCAUCAUGUUAGUUCCUUUAAAAAAUAAAUGUGUAUAAGAGAGGCAUUUGUUUUUAGAUUUUAAAUGUAGUUUUGUCAUGUUAGGGUAAAAUCUUUAGUUGAAAGAAUAUCCACUAUGGAUUUUUGAUGAAGGGAAGGAAUUAAUUAUGUUGCUAUAAAGACUGUCUGCAAAUAAUAAAAAUAUUUAAAUUUAAUAUAUCAAAAUUGAUAUUAAAAAGUUACUGGAUAUUAUCUGAAGAUGUGAAAUGUGUGGCUGAGUAAA